Messenger RNA from Diversispora eburnea, 486 nucleotides. The record is from the annotation of a GenBank genome assembly. NCBI's taxonomy places the organism in Eukaryota, Fungi, Glomeromycota, Glomeromycetes, Diversisporales, Diversisporaceae.
AUGGAAGACACAAACUUUACGGCAGAAGAAGUCCAAAGACUCUACAAGAGGUUUAUGAAAUUGGAUAAAGAUAAAAGUGGGACCAUCGAAAAAGAAGAAUUUCUUGCCAUUCCACAGAUCGCCAAUAAUCCAUUGGCAUCUAGAAUGAUUGCGAUAUUUGAUGAGGAUGGUGGUGGAGAUGUUGAUUUUAAAGAAUUUCUUUCAGGGUUAAGUGCUUUUAGUGAUAAAGGAAAUCCAGUUGAAAAAUUACGAUUCGCAUUUAAGGUUUACGAUAUGGAUCGAGAUGGAUUCAUUUCAAAUGGAGAAUUAUUUCUGGUCUUAAAAAUGAUGGUUGGAAAUAAUUUAAAAGACAACCAACUCCAACAAAUCGUUGAUAAAACAAUUAUGGAAGCUGAUAAAGACAUGGAUGGAAAAAUUUCGUUCGAAGAAUUUUGUUCAAUAGUAGAAUCAACUGAUAUUUCAAAAAGUUUAACAUCUUCUAUAUAA